UAUAAAAAUUGUAUGGUUUUCUCAGCCACAAAGAAUGUGCUGAUGGGACAUUUUAAGUUUAGACCCUCACAGAGAUGAGCUACAGAGCAGCUAGACAAGGAGAACCUGAAGUAGAAAGAGUACAGUCUGGUGACGGCUAUCAGAGGAUAAAUGGUGAUGACUAUCAACGAAUACUGUACAUCAGAUGUAUGCAGAGAGUAACGUGACUUCCUGUAUCUGUCACAAGCUUGGAAUUUGCACACUGACCAUAUUUAUACUCAAUCUUGCUAAUACAUAUUUGACUGCAUGGGAAUAUGGAAAGCCAGAAUUAAGCAAUACUCACUAUAUAUAGCCGGAGGUAGUUUCCCAUGCAGCUGAGUAGGCAUUUGACCUCUACGUUAAAACUAUAUAGCUAUUGUGAAAGACAUGGCAUCUUAGGCAUUUGACCUCUACGUUAAAACUAUAUAGCUAUUGUGAAAGACAUGGCAUCUUUUGGUGCUCUAAGACUACCAGUACAAGCACAAAACUAUCAGCAAGUCAACUAUCAGGUAGUAGCUGGUUAUAAUGCUCUCAAUCCUCCACAGCCAGCCAACGUACCACAGCUAGCUAACGUACAACAGCCAGCCAACGUACAACAGCCAGUACAACAGCUAGCUAAUGGACCACAUGCAGCUAAUGGACCACAUGCAGCUAAUGGACCACAUGCAGCCAACAGACCACAUGCAGCCAACGUACAACAGCCAGCCAACGUACCACAUGCAGCCAAUGGACCACAUGCAGCUAAUGGACCACAUGCAGCCAACAGACCACAUGCAGCCAAUGGACCACAUGCAGCCAAUGGACCACAUGCAGCCAACGUACAACAGCCAGCCAACGUACAACAGCUAGCUAAUGGACCACAUGCAGCCAACGGACCACAUGCAGCCAAUGGACCACAUGCAGCCAACGUACAACAGCCAGCCAACGUACAACAGCUAGCUAAUGGACCACAUGCAGCCAACAUACCACAUGCAGCCAACGGACCACAUGCAGCCAAUGGACCACAGCCAGCCAACGGACCACAGCUAGCUAACGGACCACAGCCAGCCAACGUACCACUGAUACCACAGCCAAACCGCGGUGGCUGUUGUGACAAACGACGUAGUUGCGUAAUUUUCGUGGUGAGUGCUGCAACCUUGGUACUAGUACUGGUCAUCGUAGCAGGUGUACUGAGCACCACCUUCCUUCUGCCUGUCAACACUAACAACACUAACAACACUAACAGCUCUGUGGUAAUACCAGCUGACACGAUCCACAUUCCGAGCUGCUACAGUAACGCUACGUAUUGCCCCUUCUGGGCAUCUCGUACAACCAGUGGCGAAUGUAAGGCAUCGUGUACAACAAAUUCUCUAUCAUCGAAUGUUAAGGGAUACACCACUGACGUCCGCUGUGAGGUCACUAUGGUUACUGGGACGUACGCCAGCUGCCGUGCUACAGUCACCCCGUACAAUAAUACUGGGAUGGAUCAGAACCUUUGUUAUUGUGAGAUGGAAGUGAUAUCGACUACUCCUACAGUAUUAUGCAGUGGACAGUGCAAUUUAGUUAUAACCAAAUGUCAGGUCAAGUAAGUAAGUAGGAAAGAACCAUUCUUCUUUUUUAAAAGGUAUGUUGUGUUUUUGUAUAACAUUUGAGCCGGACUCGUAACUUUCUUUGUUCACCUUAUACCAUGAUUACUGUUCGGCCAUUAGCCACAUUCAACUAAUUAAUACAGGUUUAUUGUCUAAUUGUACACACUAUUUUAGAGCAUAUGGAAUUCUAUGUGCCCUAAAAUAGUGUGUUAAAAUAGUUAUUGUCUAAUAGUGUGUACAAUUAGACAAUAAACCUGUAUUAACCACAAUACAGGCUAAUUAAUUAGGGGGGAGUCCCUGGUGUUCCCCUAGCUCAAAGGGCUACAUAGACAGCUAGCUCUGCUAUGUGUGUAUGUGGGGCACCUCCACAACAUUAUAGGAGAAUCAAGCUACGUACGUGAACGUGUAAGCCACAAAGAAUGUGCUGAAGGGACCUUUAGACCUUGACAGAGAUGAGCUACAGAGCAGAAAGACAAGCUGAGCCUGAAGUAGAAAGAGUACAGUCUGGUGAUGACUAUCAACGAAUAAAUGGUGAUGGCUAUCAACGAAUAAAUGAUGCUAUCUAUCUACCGCUAGACAAUGGUCGUAUUAAUAGACUACGGAAUUGCUUGAUCAUUCAAGGGAUAAUAAUUGCUUUGCUGUUUGCUGCAGUCUUGGUACUAGUGCUCAGUGUUGGAGUGAUGCUAGGCAACAACAGGCCUGUCAACAACAACAGCUCUGCUAGCCACCAGAUAAUCCCAGUUGAAACACCCCCCACCCUCAACUGUAUCCAGGAUACAGCAAAUUGUCGCUUCUCAAGGAAUGUCACGUUAAAGGCCACUAAUUCACCGUGUACCACAAACUCUCUAUCAACGAUAGCUAAGGACUACUACACCACUGACGUCCGCUGUGAGGUCACUAGGGUCAUCAGUGUUAGCUCCAGCUGUCGUGCUACAGCCACACUACAGAAAACUUCUGGGAAUGAAAAGUCUUGCAAUUGUGAAAUUGAAGCGGACCCAAGUCCCACCUCUUUAGUAACAUGCACUGGACUAUGCUAUAUAGUUAUAACCAGAUGUCAGAUUAAGUAGAAUAUGAAUAGAUUACAGUGUGUACAAUGAACACCUAUACAUCUCAA
Halichondria panicea is the source of this 2700-nucleotide messenger RNA. RefSeq lists its product as uncharacterized. The record is from RefSeq and is a predicted model, not a curated record. The transcript is spliced from 4 exons. NCBI's taxonomy places the organism in Eukaryota, Metazoa, Porifera, Demospongiae, Suberitida, Halichondriidae. Bases 462 to 1586 code for a protein of 374 amino acids.